AUGUACCAGUUGGCCAGCAGUUGCCAGGAUAGGGGUGGUGGUUGUGUCAGGUUGGACUCACUAGAGGGUGAAGCAGUACAGCAUGGUAUUCACCCUGCCGAACAAGGAGGAUGGACUCCAAGCGAUGGAGGCAAACUGGCGGAGACAAGCCUAGAGAGUAUACUGAAGGACCUAAGGGAUACAAGGGUGGAAGUGACGAUUCCCAAGUUUAAAGUAGAACAGACUCUUAAGCUCAAGGACAUCUUACAAAAGAUGGGUCUGAAAGAUGUUUUCUCCAGCAAAGCAAAUUUGCACGGUGUGGCCAAUGGAGAUAAUCUUUAUGUCAGCGAUGUUAUCCAGAAAACCUUCAUCAACGUUCACGAGAACGGGACGGAGGCUGCUGCUGCCACAGGUCUCACUCGUUGUGAAAUCUUUGAACAUCAACCGACUACGCUUCAAGGCAGAUCAUCCAUUCCUCUUCUACCUGAUCUCAAAUAGAGGAAGUAUUGUGUUGUUCACUGGCAGAUUCAGCUUGCCCACACACUUGCAAUAACAGUGCAA
Molecule: messenger RNA, 540 nt
Organism: Homalodisca vitripennis (glassy-winged sharpshooter)
Lineage: Eukaryota; Metazoa; Arthropoda; Insecta; Hemiptera; Cicadellidae
Product: intracellular coagulation inhibitor 2-like
Exons: 2
Coding region: 1-477 (158 amino acids)
Molecular function (GO): serine-type endopeptidase inhibitor activity
Source: RefSeq, a predicted model, not a curated record